Messenger RNA from Baudoinia panamericana UAMH 10762, 591 nucleotides. RefSeq lists its product as uncharacterized. The record is from RefSeq and is a predicted model, not a curated record. Gene Ontology annotation, cellular component: Golgi apparatus. Gene Ontology annotation, biological process: endoplasmic reticulum to Golgi vesicle-mediated transport. The coding region runs from base 1 to 591 and encodes 196 amino acids. Lineage: Eukaryota; Fungi; Ascomycota; Dothideomycetes; Mycosphaerellales; Teratosphaeriaceae. Gene Ontology annotation, molecular function: SNAP receptor activity. The transcript is spliced from 2 exons.
AUGAAGAUCCUCUACAUCGGCGUCCUGCGCAACGAAGACCAACCCGCUGUAGAACUCUGCGCCGAGCGCGACCUAUCCGCAUACUCUCGCUUCACCCGUACCGCCGUUAGCGAGUUCAUGACUUUGUUCUCAAAGACUGUAGCGGAGACUACGAAGCCUGGCCAGCGACAGGAUGUGGAGGAGCAAUCCUACACAUUUCACGCCUACGCGCGAUCAGAGGGCGUGGCAGGCAUCAUAAUAAGUGAUGCGGAGUACCCGAAAUUGGUGGCGCAUCAACUGCUUGGGAAGAUCUUGGACGAGUUCCUCGCUCGGUAUCCGAAGAGUGCAUGGCAGACUGGGAAAGAGUGUCCGUUUCCGGCCUUGAAGGAGUAUAUCGUCAAAUAUCAGGAUCCGGCGCAGGCCGAUAGUAUUAUGAAGCUCCAGCGAGAACUCGACGAGACGAAGAUCAUACUGCACAAGACCCUCGAAGCUGCGCUAGGGCGAGGCGUGAAAGUUAGUGACCUGGUGGAGAAGUCCGACGGGUUAAGCUCACAGUCAAAGAUGUUCUACAAGACAUCCAAAAAGCAAAAUUCGUGUUGUACGGUCAUGUAG